AUGUUGCCGGAAGUUGGUUAAAUCGACACCGACUUCGUCAUCACAAAACGAAAGUGUCAUGGCGGAAUUAGACGAAAACGCUCGUGAUAAGGAAAAAUCGUUGGCAAAAAACAGUAAAACUGAGGACGGUGAAAAUAUGAAAAAACAGAUUCACAAGCCCUGUUCCCAGGGCAAGCAAGGCACAUCCACCGCUGUUACCACCACGGAGUACUGCGAAAAAUUACAGGAGUGGAUGUGGCAGUACUACUACAGCUAUAUGAACUGGCAGAGCUGGAUAGCCAUGUCUGCGUUUUCCUUCCCACCGUGUUUCCCAACACAAGGAACAAAUGAAACGCCCGGGGCGACGACAUGGGGUGCAGAUAUGUCUAAUGGAGACCUUCGCAACUGGUUUAGCAGCCCGUUUGUUUUUCCUGCUGCGGCUGCUGAAGCAAAUCCUCGAGCUCCAGCCUCAGCAGCUGCGCAGCUGCCACAGCAACAACAACAACAGCAGCAGCCUAAUGGAAACGCUCAACAGCUAGGUAGGGAAUAUUCUAUUCCCUCUCCUCUCCAACGAUUCUUGGCAGAAAUGGUGGAUUUCUUUAUUCUUUUUUUCAUUAAGGCUACAAUUAUCCUCAGUAUUGUCCACUUGAGUGGAAUGAAGGACAUCUCAAAGUUUGCCAUGCACUUUAUUGUAGAGGAAAUUGAUGAGGACACGUCAAUGGAGGAACUGCAGAAGAUGAUGCUUGUGGCUCUAGUGUACAGGAUAUUAGUUUGCUUUUAUGAGAUCAUAUGUAUUUGGGGAGCUGGUGGGGCGACACCAGGGAAGUUCCUCCUUGGCUUGCGAGUGGUCACAUGUGACAGCUCCGUCCUGGUUCAGCCAAACCGCGUUCUUGUGGUUCCCGCGACUAACGUCACGCUUUCUGCGUCGACAGUGAGAGCGUUAAACAAGAACUUCUCCAUCGCUUUCUUCUUUCCGGCGUUCAUCACGUUGCUUUUCUUUCAGCACAACAGGACUGUGUAUGACAUUGUGGCCGGCACCAUUGUGGUCAAGAGAAACAGGCUUAGAUGACUGUCACUGAAGUUGAUACCAACCCGAAAUUGUAAUGCAAAAACAAGCUCAUAGACAAAUGAGAGCGAACCAGCUGCAGUGACACAUGCUGAACUGAACUAAUGCUAUUGGCCUCUCGAAGAACUGUCACUUUAAGAGCUGAACAUGGUAUUUCCAGUAUUUCUCACCCAUCUUCUUUGGACACCUAGACUUAUAAGCAUGAACUGCUUUCUCAGAAGUAUUUUUUAAUCAUCUGUGGUGACAUCUUUGAAUAUUUUUCUUGUGCCAAAAAUAAGAUAAUUUAUAAAUGAGCUUUCUCACGAUACUUGAACUUCCUCUGGUACAUGAAUUUCAUCUCUUUCUCUCUGUUUGUUAAUGUAUGUGGAUUAUUGAUCUGAAUAUUUACUAAGAAUAUUCUUUAACUAAUGAAAUUUGAGCAGGAAUUUUUAUUUCUCCAAAUGCAAUAGUUUGGUUAUAUAUCCUAAUCUACUGACUGGAUUUGUAUUUCAGAUGAAUGUUUUGUACCUAAUUAUUCGUCCCAUUUUAUGGCCUUUAAAAACUUUAAAAACUUUUUUUAGCCGUUUUGCAUACUGUAUUUUCACUGCAUGCCUUUUUCAGCUCUGUGUUCUGCACUAUUCUAAGCUGCUGAGUUGAACAGUUCAACUUUAAUUUGCCUCAUUCUUUUUCAGUUUGUUUUUCUUUUUGGAUUGUUUAGAUAUGGCCAAUCAUAAAUAAUUCAAUUAUGUCCCAGAGAAAGCCUUCUGUGUUGUCUCUGUUUAUAGAUUGACUAUUUAUACCAAUAACAAUCCUUUGAAUAGACAUGUUUAAACAGGGAUUUACAGCACAUGAAAAAGGGAUUCAUUUUUUUAAAAUUGUGUUUACAUAUGCAGAUGAAAAGUAGUUUGCAUUAGGUUCAUUUCCAAAUAGCUGUAAGUCUGUCAGCAAAUAUUUCACUUAAAAUAAGUCACUUAAAACACUUUAAAUAUAGGACUGGACAGUAAUAAACUUCUGAAUGAUGCUGAUUCAUGUAAGAAAAAUACAUUAAUUAAA
Molecule: messenger RNA, 2077 nt
Organism: Onychostoma macrolepis
Lineage: Eukaryota; Metazoa; Chordata; Actinopteri; Cypriniformes; Cyprinidae
Gene: fam8a1b
Product: family with sequence similarity 8 member A1b
Exons: 5
Coding region: 59-1048 (329 amino acids)
Source: RefSeq, a predicted model, not a curated record